Molecule: messenger RNA, 2919 nt
Organism: Dunckerocampus dactyliophorus (ringed pipefish)
Lineage: Eukaryota; Metazoa; Chordata; Actinopteri; Syngnathiformes; Syngnathidae
Gene: dele1
Product: DAP3 binding cell death enhancer 1
Exons: 12
Coding region: 152-1702 (516 amino acids)
Molecular function (GO): protein binding
Source: RefSeq, a predicted model, not a curated record
UUCGCUUCUGACGCGACUCGUGAUUUUCUUCGCGAGUAGUUUAACCUCGACCGUAACGGCUCUAACCGUAGAGACUUCUGCUUCUAGACAGAUGCCUCAUAGAAUGUGGCCCAGGUGGACGUAAUUCGUCCUGUGAGAGAAAAGACGAAGCAUGUGGAGAGCUAAAGGACUUGUGUGGAGAGUGCUGCAUCGGUACCAUACCAGCACCCCACUACGUCUACCCCAGAACCACCAUGUGGAAGAUGAGGUCAAAAACACCUCCACUGUGCUCUCCACAUCUCGAAAUUCCUCAGACAGCAGCUCCCAGAAAGAGGAGGAUGGCGAGCAUAGGAGGAAGAAACAGAGGGCCUUCAAGUUCAGCUCACCUGAGCUGCCGCGUUACACAGCUCUUGACGCCAUGGGAUGGGGUGCGGCAGCAGUACUCUUCAUGCAGAUCUGCCGGCGGGUCCACUCCAGAUUCUCUUCAGGCACUGAUCCCAGUCCGACCUUGACGGCACCGUCAACUUUGCACACCUGUGGCUACCGCCUCCUGCUGGAGAUCAUAUCGAGGAAUGAUGUGGUUCCAAGAGGAAAUAGUGUGUUGUGCCUGCACAGUCUGUCCUCGGGUGAGAGCAGAAGCAGCAGUAGCAGCACUAGUGAUGAAAGUGACGGUAGACGUCAAAGCUGCAGUGAGCAGAACCGCCUGACCACGCCCACCUUCAUCUCAGACCACCAGGGGCCGCUAGGCCAGGAUUUCCCUUUAGAAGCUUCGUGCCCCUCGGAGAAUGUUUGCAGCCAAGACAACACAGAAACAGAACAUGCUCAUGACAAGGGUAUGUUUUUAGGCGAGGAGCGGCUGGCAGAAGCAGCACAGAAUCUCAAAAAAGUGGCAGACACCAACAUCCCAGUCAUCCUCAACAUUAUUGGUCUCCAACGAGGUAAAAGUAAGAACUAUGAGGAAGCAUUUGUCUGUUUCGUGGCAGCCGCUGAGCAAGGCUACAGCAAGGCUCAGUUUAACGCUGGUGUCUGUUACGAGAUGGGCAAAGGAGUCAGCAAGGACAAGGAGAAGGCGUCCCAUUACUACUGGCGGGCAGCAGUUGGCGGUCACACACAGGCUCAGUAUCGCUGUGCAAAGCUGCUGCUAGCCAGUGGGCACCAAAAUGUGGAAAAGCUGAACAUAGCCAUCAGCCUCCUGGAGAAGGCCGCUGCAGCUGGUCUAACUAAGGCUCAAACGUGCCUGGCUUCUGUGUACACUCGGGAGCCAGUGAGAAACGGGAGCAAGUCUGUCCACUACCUGCAGAUGGCAGCAAAGAGCAGAGAUGAUACUGCUCUGCUCCUGUUGGGUCAGUGCUAUGAGAGUGGCUUUGGGGUCCAGCAGAACCUGAGAACAGCAAUGGAAUUGUACAGACGUGCUGCUCAAGCAGGAAACAAGCACGCUCAGCUCUUGCUGACAUCUCCCACCGAGACAGACGUGUUGCGCUCCAUCCGAUCUUCUCCGUGUUUCAUUGAAUCCGAACUCGACCCCAAGCGGCUGCUCUCGUCUCUGGCCAGCCGCGUGCUUGCAGAUGCAGACACCGGUCCUUCCGUCACCCUUCCCUUCCUGUCGCACUCCUGGAGCACAGGGAGCAUGCAUGUUCCUCCAUCGCUAUCCUCCACUCCUCUUCACCUUCAUCCCCAAAGCAGAGAGGGAACAUCAUGCCAGUGGAUGGUAGGGGUUGGAUAACUGCUGUCUAGGGUGGUUGUUUUUUUGUUCUAGCUUGCACAGGUCAGUUCUGCUAGCCUACUUAGAAAGAUCACAGUCUACUGUCUCUGUGUGUUUUCUACUUGGAGGCACUUCUCUGUAGUUCUUGGUUCAGAAAACAACACAACAGGUGUUUUAUCGCUUUGAUAUUCUGUUUCUACAUCCGUUUUGGUGAUUUAUUUUUAUAUAUUCAGCUAUUAAAGUGUAUUCAGCUAUUAAAGUAUACUUACACAAUCUCAUAGAUAUAUACAACAAAUGUGUGUGUGGACAUUCAAAGCUGGCCCAUGUUAAUCCACAUCCAGAUCAGCGUAAGUAGCCUUUAUAUUUAUAUUAUGUAAAUACUAAUCAUGUUUUAGGUUCUUCUUUUUAUUCCUGUUUUUAUUUGGUGUUGAAGACAAUGUGAAGCUUUGGGCAGGUGAUGACAUGUUCCUCUGCACUUGUGUGGCAUUAGUCCUGUUAGAGACAAGUUGACGUGGUGUCCGACCAGUUGUAUAGUAUAGCAGUGGUCCCCAACCCCCGGGCCGCAGGUCAUUUGGUACCGGGCCGCACAGAAAGAAAAAAAUAAUUUCCAUUAUUUCAUUUUUUUAUAUGUUUUAUUUUGAAAAGUGGCCGGAUUCUCUCUUACAUCCGUCUCACUUGACGCAUGUCCAUUGUGCGUGUGCUAACUUUAUCUCAUGCUGCACAGAUAGACUACUACUGUAUUUUUACCAUUUUUCUUUCACCUCAUAUUUGGUGUCAAAUGCUGAUACUAUGUGGGAAUGCAUAAAGGUAAGUUUUGAUGACUUAUUGAGCGGUAAUGUGCACAUUUGUCUCAAGUUAAUUCAUGCUAGCGCACUGACUGUUACCACACACGUCAAACAGCGAUGUAAUAAUCUCUGGAAAAACUUGGCUUCAACUUGAACUGGUGGAUGGUGGGUCGGCAUUCAUUUUGUGCUUUUAAUUUGAUGUUAUUCAUGUCUUAGUUUUACACAAUACAUAAUAAAUAAGAUAAAUUACAUUGCUAAAAUGUAACCCCACCCCCCGGUCCGCGGGAGAUUUGUGGGAACACAAGCCGGUCCGUGGGUCAAAAAAGGUUGGGGACCACUGCAGUAUUGGAUACCUCCUGGCUUUUAUGUAUACAUGUGCCGAUGUUAACCUAUAGGAUGGAUGUAUUGCAAGACUUUUGCUACUGUGUACAUAUGCACAAUAAAAAUAUACAA